Molecule: messenger RNA, 2104 nt
Organism: Mesocricetus auratus (golden hamster)
Lineage: Eukaryota; Metazoa; Chordata; Mammalia; Rodentia; Cricetidae
Gene: Cpne9
Product: copine family member 9
Exons: 22
Coding region: 163-1899 (578 amino acids)
Biological process (GO): cellular response to calcium ion
Cellular component (GO): plasma membrane
Molecular function (GO): calcium-dependent phospholipid binding
Source: RefSeq, a predicted model, not a curated record
AGCCGCUGCUGCCAGCGGCCACUGUCAGGGCGCCAGCAGCCGAGCGCACACACGGCUGGAGAGAGCACCGCUGCCUUGGCACAUGGGCGGCCCCUAGCUCAAGCGGCUGGGGUCUCGCAGCCCUACCUCCUAUCCCCCUCGGCUUUGGCCACUGGAUCAGUCAUGUCUCUCGGCGGAGCCUCGGAGCGCAGCGUCCCGGCCACCAAGAUUGAAAUUACUGUGUCGUGCCGGAAUCUGCUAGACCUGGACACCUUCUCCAAGUCGGACCCCAUGGUGGUGCUUCACACGCAGAGCCGGGCCAGCCAGGAGUGGCGGGAGUUCGGACGAACGGAGGUGAUUGACAACACACUGAACCCAGACUUCGUGCGCAAAUUCGUCCUCGACUAUUUCUUUGAAGAAAAGCAAAAUCUCCGCUUCGAUGUGUACAACGUCGACUCCAAAGCCAACAUCUCCAAACCGAAGGAUUUCCUGGGACAAGCGUUCCUGGCCCUAGGAGAGGUGAUUGGAGGCCAGGGCAGCCGUGUGGAGCGACCUCUUACGGGUGUGCCAGGCAAGAAGUGUGGGACCAUACUGCUGACUGCUGAGGAGCUCAGCAACUGUCGGGACAUUGCCACCAUGCAGCUGUGUGCAAACAAGCUGGACAAAAAGGACUUCUUUGGAAAGUCAGACCCUUUCCUUGUGUUCUACAGGAGCAAUGAGGAUGGCACGUUCACCAUCUGCCACAAGACAGAGGUUGUGAAAAACACCCUGAACCCAGUCUGGCAGCCCUUCAGCAUCCCUGUGCGGGCACUGUGCAAUGGAGACUAUGACAGAACAGUGAAGAUCGACGUCUAUGACUGGGACCGAGAUGGAAGCCAUGACUUCAUCGGUGAAUUCACAACCAGCUACCGGGAGCUGAGCAAGGCCCAGAAUCAGUUCACAGUGUAUGAGGUACUUAACCCUCGGAAGAAAUGUAAGAAAAAGAAAUAUACCAACUCGGGGACUGUGACACUCCUUUCCUUCUCUGUGGACUCAGAAUUCACUUUUGUGGAUUACAUCAAGGGAGGGACACAGCUGAACUUCACAGUAGCUAUUGACUUCACUGCUUCCAAUGGGAAUCCCCUGCAGCCUACCUCGCUGCACUACAUGAGUCCCUACCAGCUCAGCGCCUAUGCCAUGGCCCUCAAGGCAGUGGGAGAGAUCAUUCAGGACUACGACAGUGACAAGCUCUUCCCAGCCUAUGGCUUUGGGGCCAAGCUGCCCCCAGAGGGGCGGAUCUCGCACCAGUUCCCCCUGAACAACAAUGAUGAGGACCCCAGCUGUGCAGGCAUUGAGGGCGUGCUGGAGAGUUACUUCCAGAGUCUGCGCACAGUGCAGCUCUAUGGUCCCACCUACUUUGCUCCUGUCAUCAACCAGGUGGCCAGGGCUGCAGCCAAGAUCUCGGAUGGUUCCCAGUACUAUGUUCUGCUCAUUAUCACUGAUGGCGUCAUCUCUGACAUGACACAGACCAAAGAGGCCAUUGUCAGCGCCUCCUCACUGCCCAUGUCUAUCAUCAUUGUCGGUGUCGGACCUGCCAUGUUUGAGGAAUGGGACAUGCAGGAAGGAAGGCAUAGUAAGGAUAAUAACAACAAUUCCACACCACCGUGGAUGCACGCAUCAGCAAUGGAAGAACUGGACGGUGAUGACGUACGCGUGUCCUCCAGGGGACGGUAUGCAGAGCGGGACAUCGUUCAGUUUGUCCCAUUCCGAGAUUAUGUUGACCGAUCGGGGAACCAGGUGCUGAGCAUGGCACGCUUGGCCAAGGAUGUGCUAGCUGAGAUCCCUGAGCAACUGCUGUCCUACAUGCGCACCAGGGACAUCCAGCCUCGGCCUCCACCUCCUGCCAACCCCAGCACAACCUCAGCUCCAGAACAGCCCUGAGGACUCCACAUAUCCAAUGCUUAGUGUUCUGCUUACCUGCCCACCCUCUGGAAGCUAAAGGUACCUGGAGUUCUGGACCUCGCCAGAAGAGUCAUCUCAGGUGAUCAGUGCUGGCUGAAAAGCUUUUUGCCCCCUGACUACAGAAAGGCCUGGCAUGAUCACCACCUACCUGCCUCAUGCCAAUAAUAAAGCAGAUCUUACUUCA